Messenger RNA from Cryptosporidium ubiquitum, 627 nucleotides. RefSeq names its product 40s ribosomal protein S8. The transcript has a single exon. Gene Ontology annotation, cellular component: ribosome; cytosolic small ribosomal subunit. NCBI's taxonomy places the organism in Eukaryota, Apicomplexa, Conoidasida, Eucoccidiorida, Cryptosporidiidae. Gene Ontology annotation, biological process: maturation of SSU-rRNA from tricistronic rRNA transcript (SSU-rRNA, 5.8S rRNA, LSU-rRNA); translation. Gene Ontology annotation, molecular function: structural constituent of ribosome. Bases 1 to 627 code for a protein of 208 amino acids. The record is from RefSeq and is a predicted model, not a curated record.
AUGGGUAUUAGCAGAGAUAGCCGUCACAAGCAUCGUGCCACAGGUGGCCGUAUGCCAAUAGUUGUUAAGAAGAGAAAGUAUGAGAUGGGUCGUCCAGCUUCUAAUACUAAGCUCGGAGCAUCUCCGAGAAUUAGAGUUGUUCGUUGCAGAGGUGGUAACAAGAAGUUUAGAGCUCUUAGACUUGAUAGUGGAAACUAUUCAUGGGGAUCACAGGGUAUUUCUAGAAAGGCACGUAUUAUGGAAGUCGUAUACAAUGCAUCUAACAACGAGUUAGUUCGUACAAAGACUUUAGUUAAGAAUGCAAUUGUUGUGAUUGAUGCUACUCCAUUUAGACAAUUUUAUUUACAAAGAUAUGGUGUUGAAUUAGGUAGACGCAAGAAUGCUGAUGAAGCUACUAAUGAAAAGGACACUCAAAAAGCAAGUGGUCACUUGCUCGCAACUAGAAAGGCCAGAUUGAUGAACAAUGUUGUCGACCCAUUAGUUGAGGAGCAAUUCGGAAUUGGUCGUCUUCUUGCUUGCGUUUCUUCCCGUCCAGGUCAAUGUGGUAGAUGUGAUGGAUACAUCCUUGAAGGUAAAGAGUUGGAGUUCUACAAGAAGAAGCUUGAAAAGAAGAAGGCAGCUAAGUAA